Molecule: messenger RNA, 1175 nt
Organism: Hibiscus syriacus
Lineage: Eukaryota; Viridiplantae; Streptophyta; Magnoliopsida; Malvales; Malvaceae
Exons: 5
Coding region: 171-1175 (334 amino acids)
Source: RefSeq, a predicted model, not a curated record
CCAAAAGAGUUUGCAGACUCAAAAUUCUACUAGUCUUAUACAAUCUGCAGGUCGGUCGGUUAAGCUCAGUGCCAAGAUAGAGGGAAUCCAAAAAGAUAUAUUUAUUUCCUUUGGACUGGUUUUCAGUUUCAAAGGAUAACAACUGUCACAAAAUAAACUGCAACACAUAUAUGUUUGGUCGAGGCGGCAAAGGCAUGGGCGGCGGUCCAGGAGGAGCCAACAUGUUGAGAGCAGUCGGAAGAGCAGCAGUUUCCAGGGCCUCCACUGCAUCUUUCCAAGAACCCCUUUCUUCUUCCACAAGUUCUGCUACUCGUAGACAUAAUAAUAACAAUAGCAAUGGUCAUCUUUACCUUCCUUCUUCUUUCAAUGGUGGUGUCCCCAUCACUGCCAAUGACUGGCCUGCCUUCUCGGGUCCUCCUUGUUUUGAUGACUUUGAGUGGGUGUCUGUGGAUGCCACUGAGGAGGAGAAUAAUAAGCAGCCACAUGAUUUUGUUUUGGGACCUGUUCCCUGUGUUGCUGAAGUCGAAAAUGCUCUCUCUGCUCUUCAAAGGGUCGUCGGUGUAGGCUCGUCGAGAGAACUUAUCAGGGAUAAGUUUCCUUAUAAUGUUCAUGAGGAAACAGGUUAUCACUCUCCAAGCUCGGAUAUUAUCUCAGUUAACCGGAUUCGUUCUACCGGGUCUGAGUCGGAAUGGAUAGAGCCUUCGAUGCAACUCCAUGACACACAAGUUUAUCAAAACAGCGUUUAUGAUGCUUUGCAUUUAAUGCAAACAGAUUCCUUGAUUCAGAAGAUGGUUAUGUCGAUAUCUUCUGAUGAAGCAAUUUGGAAUGCUGUUUUGAACAAUGAGGUGGUGAGGGAACUGAGAAAGUCAUAUUGUGCAGCUGCUGAAGACAGUAGUAGUUCACCGAGUUUCGAUGAGAGUUCGGCUGAGAAUUCCAACGAAUCGAGCGAGACAACAAACAUAAACAUAGUGAAGUGGAUUUUCAACAGCACUAAAGGAAAAAUCCUGGAGGUAUUUGAUAAAAUCACAAAGCUCUUCUCUGGGUUGUUUAAGCUGCCGCCUCCGAGUGAAGAGAAGGGAACAGCAGACACGUUUGAUGCAAAGCUGAGGAUCUCAAUGGUGUUGUCUGUUUUAGUCCUGUUUAUCGUGGGUGUGGCUCGAGCUCGAACCCAUUGA